This is a messenger RNA of Drosophila busckii, 814 nucleotides long. RefSeq lists its product as uncharacterized. NCBI's taxonomy places the organism in Eukaryota, Metazoa, Arthropoda, Insecta, Diptera, Drosophilidae. The transcript is spliced from 4 exons. The coding region runs from base 44 to 760 and encodes 238 amino acids. The record is from RefSeq and is a predicted model, not a curated record.
CAGCGGUUAAUAAGCAGGAUUAAGUUUUCACUAACAGAAACAAAUGUACCCAAGUGUAUUAAUCUUAUCUUAUGGAAAUGUAUCUCCGUUGGAUAUUGUCAAAAAUUUACUUUGUGGAUUGGAUCAAAAAAUAAAUCCAACAAUAAUUUCACAUAAGUCUGUUGCAAUAAACUGUUUUGAAUGUAAUAUUAUCACAAAAUAUUACAACACGAAAAUAUUCCUAAUACCUUUUGACGAAAAUUAUGAUCAAGUUCCAACAGAAAUUAGAAAGGCGACAGAAGCUUUAAUUGUGUAUUUCGACCCAACAGACGAAACAUUUGCAAAAAAUCUAUCUGGCAUAAACAAGUUUGCAGUUAAUAAUAACAUUCAACUUGGGUUUCUUAUUACGAAUUCAUUUUCUGUUGUGCCUCACGACAAAACCAUUGAUUGUUUGAAAAAAGAAGCAAAUAUAUUAUUUGACUUCAUAACGUUAACUUCAGACAACGAAGAACAGGGUUCAUCAACUGGAUAUGUGGAGGUUUUAAGCGGAUUCAAAAAUUUUGUGUGGUCAAGCGUAGAAGUUCAACCUUCUUCAAGCUGGAAAAAUAAACACAAUAACCCUGAUGAUCUGGAAAAUGAACUGCAUGAUUUUGAGAAAUUACUUAUUGCUGCACAGACUUUAAGAAACGAUUCUUUACUGACUAGGGAACAAGUUUUAAGCAAGGCAGAGGAACUAGCGGAAGCUGUGUCAGACAUUUUGCAAGAACACGAUAGUGAAUAAAAUAAUUUUAAAUACUUAUUGUACUAUAAACUAAUCACAUUGAUUAGGAAUUUU